Messenger RNA from Orcinus orca (killer whale), 11098 nucleotides. It is a transcript of the gene LNPEP, whose product is annotated as leucyl and cystinyl aminopeptidase. The record is from RefSeq and is a predicted model, not a curated record. The transcript is spliced from 18 exons. Bases 103 to 3174 code for a protein of 1023 amino acids. NCBI's taxonomy places the organism in Eukaryota, Metazoa, Chordata, Mammalia, Artiodactyla, Delphinidae. Gene Ontology annotation, biological process: peptide catabolic process; proteolysis. Gene Ontology annotation, molecular function: zinc ion binding; metalloaminopeptidase activity; peptide binding. Gene Ontology annotation, cellular component: cytoplasm.
CCCUCGGCGCCGCGCUGGGCAUGCUCAGUCGGCAGGGCCGCUUCAGCUCUUGGAGUAGGAAGCUUGGGCUCUCCGGCUGAAAGGAGCCGCGGCGGGGGGAAAAUGGAUCCCUUCACGGAUGAUCGCCUUCAGCUCCCCAGGAAUAUGAUUGAAAACAGCAUGUUUGAGGAAGAACCAGAUGUGGUGGAUUUAGCCAAAGAACCUUGUUUACAUCCUCUAGAGCCUGAUGAGGUGGAAUAUGAGCCCCGGGGUUCACGACUGCUGGUGCGGGGUCUUGGUGAGCAUGAGAUGGAUGAGGACGAAGAGGAUUAUGAGUCGUCCGCAAAGCUGCUGGGCAUGUCCUUCAUGAACAGGAGCUCGGGCCUUCGAAACAGUGCAGCCGGCUACAGGCAGAGCUCAGAUGGGACUUGUUCAGUACCGUCUGCGAGGACCAUGGUGGUCUGUGCUUUUGUCAUUGUGGUUGCUGUGUCUGUAAUCAUGGUGAUUUAUCUACUGCCCAGAUGUACCUUUACUAAAGAAGGCUGCCACAAAAAAAACCAAUCAAUGGGAUUAAUUCAGCCAAUUGCAACUAAUGGGAAGUUGUUUCCAUGGGCACAAAUCAGGCUUCCCACUGCCAUUAUGCCAGUACGCUAUGAACUUAACCUACACCCGAACCUAACCUCGAUGACAUUCAGGGGCUCUGUGACGAUUUCACUUCAGGCUCUCCAGGCCACAUGGAACAUAGUUCUUCACAGCACAGGCCAUAAUAUUUCAAGAGUGACCUUUAUGUCAGCAGUUUCAAGCCAAGAAAAACAAGUCGAUGUCCUGGAAUAUCCAUUUCAUGAACAAAUCGCCAUUGUUGCCCCCGAGGCCCUUCUUGAAGGGCACAAUUAUACCUUGAAGAUAGAGUAUUCGGCAAAUAUAUCUAGUUCUUACUAUGGGUUUUAUGGCAUCUCCUACACAGAUGAAAGUAAUGAGAAAAAGUACUUUGCAGCAACUCAGUUUGAACCCUUGGCAGCAAGAUCUGCUUUUCCUUGUUUUGAUGAACCAGCAUUUAAAGCCACAUUUAUCAUCAGGAUCAUAAGAGAUGAGCAAUACACUGCUUUAUCAAAUAUGCCUAAGAAGUCAUCAGUCAUUAUGGAAGAUGGACUUGUUCAGGAUGAGUUUUCUGAGAGUGUGAAGAUGAGCACUUACCUGGUUGCUUUCGUUGUGGGGGAGUUGAAGAAUCUGAGUCAGGACAUAAAUGGAACCCUGGUUUCUAUAUAUGCUGUCCCAGAAAAGAUUGGUCAAGUUCACCAUGCCUUGGAAACAACUGUGAAGCUUCUUGAGUUUUAUCAAAACUACUUUGAAAUUCAAUACCCACUAAAGAAACUGGAUUUGGUGGCUAUUCCUGACUUUGAAGCAGGAGCAAUGGAAAAUUGGGGUUUGCUCACCUUCCGGGAAGAGACACUUCUGUAUGAUAAUAAUACUUCUUCAGUGGUGGAUAAAAAGCUGGUUACUAAAAUCAUCGCUCAUGAGCUGGCCCAUCAGUGGUUUGGUAAUCUGGUAACAAUGCAGUGGUGGAACGAUGUAUGGCUAAAUGAAGGUUUUGCUACUUUCAUGGAGUAUUUCUCUUUGGAAAAAAUAUUCGGAGAGCUCUCCAGUUAUGAAGAUUUCUUAGAUGCUCGAUUUAAAACCCUGAAGAAAGAUUCCUUGAAUUCAUCUCAUCCAAUAUCAUCAUUAUCUGUUCAGUCUUCAGAACAGAUUGAAGAAAUGUUUGAUUCUCUUUCCUAUUUUAAGGGAGCUUCUCUGUUGUUGAUGCUGAAAACUUACCUUAGUGAAGAUGUAUUUCAACAUGCUAUUGUUCUUUACCUGCAUAAUCAUAGCUAUGCAUCCAUUCACAGUGAUGCUCUGUGGGAUAGUUUUAAUGAGGUCUCAAACAAAACACUAGACGUAAGGAAAAUGAUGAAAACCUGGACCCUGCAGAAAGGAUUUCCUUUAGUGACUGUUCAAAGAAAAGGAAAGGAACUUCUGGUGCAACAAGAAAGAUUUUCUUUAAAUAUGAAGCCUGAAAUGCAGCCUUCAGAUGCAAGCUCUCUGUGGCAUAUUCCACUAUCCUAUGUCACUGAUGAAGGAAAUUAUUCAAAGUAUCGAUCAGUAUCAUUACUGGACAAGAAAUCAGUUGUCAUCAAUCUCACAGAAGAAGUGAAGUGGAUCAAGGUCAAUACGGACAUGACUGGCUAUUAUAUUGUACAUUAUGCAGACAACAACUGGGAAGCACUGAUCAAACAGUUGAAAAUAAAUCCUUUUGUCCUGAGUGACAAAGAUCGAGCCAGCCUCAUCAACAACAUCUUUGAACUUGCAGGCCUAGGCAAGGUGCCUCUUCAGAGAGCUUUUGAUUUGAUUGAUUAUCUUAGAAAUGAGACCUAUACUGCACCCAUCACUGAAGCCCUGUUCCAGACAGAACUCAUCUAUAACCUUGAAGAACUGGGGCACAUGGAUCUGGCCUCAAAACUGGUGACCAAGGUAUUUAAAUUGCUUCAAAGGCAAAUCCAACAGCAGACGUGGACUGAUGAGGGCAGCCCAUCUGUUCGGGAACUGCGAUCAGCCUUGCUAGACUUUGCUUGCACCCACAGCCUGGAGAACUGCAGCACUGCCGCCAUGAAGCUGUUUAACGACUGGGUGGCAUCCAAUGGAACUCAGAGCCUACCCACUGAUGUCAUGACGACUGUGUUCAAGGUUGGAGCGAAAACUGAGAGAGGCUGGUCAUUCCUCUUAAGCAAAUAUGCCUCUGUAGGCUCCGAAGCAGAGAAGAAUAAAAUACUUGAAGCUCUUGCCAGCUCAGAGGAUGUACGGAAACUUUACUGGUUAAUGAAAAGUAGCCUCGAUGGAGAUACCAUCCGAACACAAAAGCUGUCGUUUAUCAUUAGAACAGUGGGCCGGCAUUUUCCUGGACACUUACUGGCGUGGGAUUUUGUCAAAGAGAACUGGAGUAAGCUUGUACAGAAGUUCCAUCUGGGGUCCUAUACCAUACAAAGUAUUGUUGCUGGAUCAACUCACCUGUUUUCAACAAAGGCACAUUUAUCUGAGGUCCAGGCAUUCUUUGAAAAUCAGUCAGAGGCAACCUUUCGACUUCGUUGUGUCCAGGAGGCUUUGGAAGUCAUUCAGCUGAACAUCCAGUGGGUGGAAAAGAACCUUAAAACGCUGACGUUUUAGCUGUAGCAUGCAUACCUGCACCUCAUUUGGUCACCCAUUCAGACAGCUUGUUAACUUGGGCUCUGCUGCUUUUGCAAAAGCCAAGGUGAAACCAGGAUAGCUGCUGAGUUGUUUGCACUCUUAGGAGUUAUAGUUUGCUCAGGGCCCGUCUGUAUUUUUCAUCUGUCUUUUCUAAAAUGUCUUUGGGCAGUGUGUAGUUAUUUAUUACCAAAUUAUAUUCACCUACAUGCCAACCAUCUACAAAAACAAUGGGUAAUUUUCUACUUUGAAGAUAUUCAAAUGGAGAAAAAAUACCUGUUUUGGAAUUCUGUUCUCUCUCUCAGUAUCUGGAAAGUGCUGACACCGUGAAAUAAGGAAAGAGCUACCACAGGAGCCACCAUCUUUGCAGGCUGCUGGUUUAUUAGCCACUUGUUGCUUCUUGUUGAGAGAUGUUAUUUGAAUGUGGUUCAAAGUUAGCUUCAAAAAGUAUGGUAAUGAAGUCGACGAAGCAUGCAACUAUACAGAACUGACCUCAAGUGUGCAGAUCUACUUUGACUGGCGGUUUUGAAUAAUCCUUUAUUUUCUGGAAGAAGUUUAUAACUAUUAUAUUUUUUUUCUGAAGAAUAGCCAGGUGCUACAGAAUUUUUAAUUUUUUGUUGUAUUGUAAAGCUAAAUAACAAGACCAAAAGAUUAAAUUUUCCAAAUGUUUAACACUUCCUUUUUCAUCUUUCAGGAAAAUAUUUCAAACUGAGUUAACGUUAAUUACAAUUAUUUUACUUAUGAAUUCCAGUAUUCUCCAAACCUCUGUACACCUUUAUCACUCCCUGCCAUAGAUACACCUUAUGUUAUAAAUAAGUAUUUCUACAUUUAUGGCAACCAUUUUUUUAAUACUGAUGUCUCUUAUCCUGACUUUAUUACUAAGAAUACAAUUUGUUUAAGUUGCUUUUUGGCAUAAUCGUAGACACUUUCUCUGAAUCAUACCCGUUGGGUGGAUUUUCAUUUUAUAUGAUAGAGUUGCAUAUUAGAAGCAUAUUUUAAAAUAGGGCCUUUGAGAAAUUGAACAUUUUUAUUUAAAGUUCACCACAGUACCUUAAAGGAAUAAAGAGAAUGUGGGUAGGAGUAGCUUGAUUUAGGUUUAAUAUGGUGGGCUUUGAAUUUUUUCUACUGUCAGAACCAGUACUUUUCUUGAGUUGAAAAAUCAAAGUUUUCUUUUGUAAUGGCCAAACUAACAGAUUAUAAGGCAUCGCCAUGGAAGGAAAGAAGAAAGAGAGAGAGGAAAGCAUCCAAAACUGUAUCGCAGUCUUACUCCUUCUAAAGGAGGAAUACCGUACUUGAAUUUUUCGAGCUAUGCAGACUUAUACCUAGAUUGUUGUGUUUCUUUGAUUCUUAGGAGAAAAGCUUUCUUCGUAAUAAUUCUUGUACUUUAUAUUUUGCUUGAAAACAUCUACAUAUAUAAAGAGGAUAUUUACCCAUUUUUCACCUAAGAUUUUCCCAUGGAAUUCCAUCCUUUUUAAUGUUAUGCUAUCCCAUCUAUAUGGGGCUUCCAAAAACUAACUCUAAGUCAGGAAUAUAAGGUUAAAUAAUAGGUAGAACAUGUAGUAUAAUAAGUAUUAUUGGAGCUUUUGAAGUUUUUUUCCCCCAGAAUUUUAUUUCACCACUGUAUUUCUGAGAACUCAAAUAGAUUGAAGCACAGCAGAAUAGGAUUCUGUCUUACAUGAGCACAUAGAUCCAGGACACAAUUAAGUACUGUUUGACAAGUGUUAUAUUCAUUGCAGAGAGACGGUCUACUUGAAUUAGUAAAAAGACACAUCAUACUAGAUUACUAUUAUGAUGUGCCUUCUUAUUGUAGAAGAAAACAAUGUAUGCUUUGGAGGUCUGAAAGGCUAUGAAAGUAGAAAUCUAAGGAGUCCAGUUUGUUUAUAUCUAAUCACUUGUUAAUACCAAGUGAUUAGACAUAAUUAAACUGAAGUAGUGUCAGCUGCCACCGUAAGUUUGUGCCUUCCUCCAUCUUGUUUUAUAUAAAUCUCUUUAAGUGAAAUUGUGUUGUUUGCCAUUGUUUUGGUGUUCAUGAACUUUCGUACUGUCACUGGUUCUACUUAAUGCUAAUGUCCUUUGCCUUUCGUGUUUUCAUUUUACUGUACUUUAGCCACUGUAGGAACAAAGAGCUGUCAGAAGAGUUCUGGGUAUAUAGAGGAUAUUGAGCCGCAUCAGUCUUACUGGGUACAGAACAGAAUCCUUUCUGAAUAUUGGAAAGAAAGAAAUGAAAGUUAAGUGAUGAGUUUGUUGGAUUACGGAUAGCCUGUUAUUGAGUUGGAUUUUAAGAGUCUACUCCCUCUAAAGCACCUGGAAUGAUACUCUGCGGUCAGACUGCUGAACAUUCCCAUAGUCCCCAUGUAUUUCAUGGGGCUGCAGGGAAGGUGUAUGCAUCUCAGGAGAUGUGGCAUCAGCAGGAACAGCAGUUCCUGGGCCGAGUUUGCAAAACAAGACCUGAAUUUCGUAGGUGUGAUGUAGCUCUUCUUCUCCCUUUUGCCUUUGUUUUUUUUUUUUUGAAUUGGAAUUAACUCUCUUUUUAAAGAGCUUUCUUCCUCCUUCUGCCCUCACACCCCCAUUUGUACUUUAAAAAGCUUAUGUAAAUAUAUAUAUAUAUUUAUUUUUUUGCUGGGUUUUACUUUCUUUUAUUUUGUGCUUCAUUCUCCACAUUGGCAAGUAAAUACCAAAUGAAAAGUGGAAGUCCAAAAGUAUGAUAAACCUCCUCUUCUCCCUUUCCCUUAUUGCCUGCAUGGGCAAUAGCUAAUAGAAUAGUGGAUUGAUUUCUUUGAGUGGCUCUUUGGGGGUAUAUACUUUUUAAAUGUACGUAUGUGUUUUGAAAUGUUUUUAUAUUCUUUCAUUUUAAUAUAGUUUGUCCUGAUGAAAAGUAAAAUAUUGUCCUGUGAAAAUCUCUUCUACCCUUCCUAUUUUUCCUGUAUGGACAACAGCUACAGAGUAAUUACUUGAUUUCCCUUUUUGGAAGGAGAUGGUAAUAGUGGGAGAAGGGCAGAGUAUGUUCUUUUUAAAAUGUGUACAAAUGUGUUUGCUGCUAUUCUGUGGGUGUUUGAUUUUGUAUUUCCUUCAUCCUUCUCAUGGAUAAGUAGAUAUCUAAUGGACUGUGAAGGUCCAAAACUAUGACAAAUGUCCCAUUUUCCCCUCUUCUUAUUGCCUGUGUGGACAUACUAACAGAGUAGUUGUAGUUUCUGUUGUUUUGAUCUAAUCUGUUCUUGAGGGCAGGGAGAGGGGAGGGUUGUAUAUUCUUCUUUCAAGUGUACGUAAAUGUUAUGCUACUUUUUAUAUUUUUUUAAAAUUUAUUUUAUUUAUUUUUGGCUGCGUUGGGUCUUUGUUGCUGCACGCGGGCUUUCUCUAGCUGCGGUGAGUGGGGGCUACUCUUCGUUGCAGUGCACGGGCUUCUCAUUGCGGUGGCUUCUCUUGUUGCAGAGCAUGGGUUCUAGGCGCAAGGGCUUCAGUAGUUGCAGCAUGCAGGCUCAGUAGUUGUGGCACGAGGGCUCAGUAGUUGUGGCUCACGGGCUCUAGAGCACAGGCUCAGUAGUUGUGGCGCAUGGGCUUAGCUGCUCCACGGCAUGUGGGAUCUUCCCGGACCAGGGCUCAGCAUCAGCAGGCAGACUCUCAACCACUGCGCCACCCGGGAAGCCCUAUGCUACUUUUUAAUAUUUCAUUUUUAUAUGUGUUCCUUUGCAUGAAUGCAUAUAUACUUAAUGAAAACUGAGGUUCAGAGUAUGACAAAUCUCUUUUCCCUUUUCCUUAUUGCCUCCUUGGGCAAUAGCUAGAGUAGUAGUUUUUGUUUUGUGGGGUGGGAGAGAGUGGGGUAUGUACUUAAUGUAUAUAAAUAAAUCUACUACUUUGUAUUAUAACUAAUUAAUUUCAUACUACCUCCUUCUCAUAGGACAUGAAAGUACCUAAUGAGACGUGGAGGUCCACAUGUUUGACAGUCUCCUCUUGUCCCCUUCCCUUGUUGCUCAUGUGGGCAGUGGCUAGUAGUUGAUUAGUUUUAGAGGCUCUUUUGUGGGUAUUGGGGUCCUUUUUAAAUAUAUAUUCAUGUUUUUACUUCCUUAUUAUAGUAUUUCGUUGGGUACCCAGCCCUUCACUUGGACCCGUAGGUUGCUAAUGAACCACAGAGUUCUGGAUGGAUAGCAGUCUUCUCCCUUUCCCUUUUUAUCUGUGUAGGCAAUAAUUUUAAAGUAGUUUGGGCUUUUUGAAGUUUUGGGGGGUGGGAAGGGACUAAGGGCAAGAUAUAUACUUUUGAAAAUUGUAUAUAUACAGUGCUAGUUACUAUAUUGUGUUAUUCCAUUUUGUACCUGUCCCUUGCUUGGACGUGCAGGUACCUAACGAGAUGUGGAAGUCCGGAUGUAUGAAAAUCUCCCCUCUUCCCCUUUCCUUGUUGCCUCUGUGGGCAAUAGUUUUAGAGUAGUGUAGAUUAUUAUUUCUACCUCUAUCACUCCCUCUCCUGGGAGCGUAGGGAUAUGUACUUUUUAAAAUGUAUAUAAAUGGUUUUUGCUCCUUUUUUCUGUUACUUCCUUUUGUACCUAAACCUUUCCAUGGAUACUUAGGUACAUGAUGAAAAUUAAGGUUCAUUCUAUGAAAAAAAUCUCCUCCCCUUCCCUUGUUACCUGUCUAGGCAAUGACUAGUAGCAUGGUUGUUUGGAGUUUUUGUUUUUUUUUUUUUUGGCAGGGUAGUGGGGGAUUUCUGGGUUUGCAUUUUGUUUUCGUGUCUAUAAAUGUUUGCUGCAUUUUUUUGUUCUUUCACUUCAAACCUAGUGUUUUGUUUGGACUUGUAAAUAUCAAAUGUAAUGCAGAGGCCCAGAUCCAGAGAUGUAAUAAAUCUUUUCCCCCUUCCCCUAUAGCCUGUGUAUACCUACAGUAGUAUGAGUACUUGAGGAUUUGGUUUUCUGUUCUUUGUUUUGAGGUUUUUAAUGGGGAAUGAGCUUGUUGGGCAAGAUAUGUAAAUAUUUUAAUGUAUAUAAAUGUUUCUGCCUCUUUAGGUGUUUAUUUCAUUUUGAAUCCAGGUUUUUGCAUAACUAUUUAGGAAUUUAAUGAAAGUUGAGAUUGAUUCAAUGAAAAAUCUCCCUGCUCCCCUUCCCUCAUUGCCUGGUGGGCAAUGGUAGAAGAAUAGAUGUUUGGCUUCUGUUUUUGGAGAGGCAGGGAUGGGAGAGGUCUGGGUGUGUGUGUGUGUACACACUUUUUUUAUACAAAUGUUUGCUACAUUUUGUGUGUUAUUUCACUUAGUACCCAGUCCUUUGCUGGGAUCUGUAGGUACAUAAUGAAACAUGGAGGUCCAGAUGUAUGAUAAAUCUCCUCUACUCCCUUCCCUCACUGCCAACAUGAGCAAUAGUUUAACAAUUUGGGGUUCUUUUUGGUUUUUCUUGUUUUUUUUUUUUUUUUAAGAGGGAGGAAUUAUUGGGUUGAGUAGUAGUUAGUGGGAAAGGACAGGGUAUGAACUUUUAAAAAAUGUGUAUAAAUGUUUCCAUGUUAUUGAUUUUAUACCUAGUCCUUUGGGUAGAUGUCAAGGUACCAGAUGCAAAUUGAGGAGAAGUGUAUGACAGCCUCCCCUUCUCCCCUUCCCCUUGUUGCCUGUGUGGGUAACAGCAAGUAGAAGAGUUGGGCAUUGUUUGCUUACUUGUUUCAUAGAGAUUUAUAUUUUUGGCAGGGGAAUGUUCUUAAUACAUAUGAAUGUUUUCAUUUGUUAUUUUAUUUUGUAUUUAGUCCUUUACAUGGCUAUGUAAGGACUAAUGAAAAUUAAGUUUCAUAGAUUAAGUUACUUCUUCCUUUCCCACAUAUUUGCUCCUUCAGCUGGAGCUAGUGUAGUUGUUUUGUGGUUUUGUUUUAUUCCCUCGGAUAUAUGCCUUUAAAGAUGUAAAUAUAUACAUGCAUAUAUAUGAUUUGCUUUUCUUCCCCCAUUAUUUUCCUUUAAUACUUAGUCCCUUGCAGGGCUCUGAAUGUAUCUAAUUAAAAAUGUCCCACCAGAUCCCUGCCAUCUGACCUAAAGGUGUAGCGUUGUGGUGGUGUAGCUAAUGGCAACAGGCAUGCAGCAGAAAAGAUGCGAGAAGACACUUGGAUAUGGUUGAGUUGUGAAAGCUAAUCAGAUCCAGCAUUUCUUAGGUUGAUUCAAACUGAAUGAAAUGAUGAGAAGGGACGUGUACUUUGGAAAUCCCAAAAAGUCAAAAAAGACGAUACUUCAAGUGUGUUUGUAUAAAUUUUUUUGCUGAUUCAUCUCUUAGUGGUAAGCCAGUUGACAUGCUGCCUAGACCUCACUUGAAGGCCCUUGAGAGUAGCUUUUUUUUUUUUUUUUUUUUGCGGUGCGCGGGCCUCUCACUGUUGGGCCUCUCCCGUUGCGGAGCACAGGCUCCGGACGCGCAGGCUCAGCGGCCAUGGCUCACGGGCCCAGCCGCUCCGCGGCAUGUGGGAUCCUCCCGGACCGGGGCACGAACCCCUGUCCCCUGCAUCGGCAGGCGGACUCUCAACCAUUGUGCCGCCAGGGAAGCCCAGAGUAGCUUCUUUAUGAGGCCUGGAUUCUGACCCAGUUUGUUGCAGUUCCAUCAGUAGCAUAUUCUUGUGUACUCAGUAGAAAUUAUUUUGGUUUCUGGAAUGAAUCUUUUGAGUUAUUGCCAUCAUUCUAGUAAAUGACAACAUGGGCCCCAAAAACUAAUCCGAGAAGAAUUUGGGUGGCAAACCCUGUCUUCAGCACCUUACACAUGGUAGGGCGAGUUGGCCCUUUCCUACCCAGAGCUUUUCUGCGUGGCUGCACCUGUCUCUCCUCACUUCUCCACUAGCUGAACCAUUCCUGUUCAUUCUUCCUUUUUGUCUUCAGUGCUUGCACUGUUAGAUGUUAUCUUAUGGUUUUGCAUGCAUUUCAUACAUCCAGACCUGUUAGCUUUCAGCAUUCUUGAAUCAUUAUUUCACAUUGACUCUUCAUCCACCACAUGGUAAAUGUUAUGACUCCACAUUUGUCUGUAUCUAAGAAAAUGCAUGUGUAAAAUCCAUCCAUGCCUCUCUCUCUCCCUCCAAGCUUCUGAGCACUAUUUGCUUGUUCUGCAAUUUAUAAUGAAUAUAAUGCUGAAGAGUUGCCAUAUUGUUAUUUUAGAAACACUGAGUGAUAGGACUCCUAGAAAGUUUGCAAAGAGAUGUUAUUUACCAUAUCAAACUCUCAGGUUCUAGUGAUGAAAAAUUUGCUUAUACUUGGCUGUUACUUAUACCUGCUGCUGUAGGAAAAAUAAAAGUUUAUUCAUGCCACAUUUAACUUUGAUCAUAAAGAAAAGGGGGCACCUUUUUGGAGUUAGCCAUGGUCAUCUUUCUUUAGCGGUAUUUCUCAACAGUUCUUAAUCUGACAUAGUUCAAAGAAGUAAAGGUCAGGGCUUAGCUGAAUGAAAUGCUCCAGAACUUGAACUGUAUAAAGCAUCAGUACAGUAAUACACUCAUGUGUAUAAAAUGAGAAUUACAGCAUAAUUGGAAUAUUUGCAUUAAUCAACAAACUCACAUUGAGACAAACCAUCUUACAGCUAGCUAGCUAUCUUGAUUAAAGCCAAGUGUUCCAUAUUGCUGUGAAGAAUAGUCUGUCAAAUGCUUUGAAAAGUAAUUACUUCAAAACUUGUAAAAGGUAUCACAUUUUUGUAUUUAAACACUUCUUAUAGAGAUCUCCAAUUCCUUCAAUCUGAGCUUGUGGGUAGAAUUCUAAAUUUGUAUCAUAAUCUUGUCUUUUGUGAAAGAUUUUGAAAAUAGUAUGUAUAUAUAAUAUUAUAUAUGCAAAUUGUGUUUUGUCACUGGUGAAGGGAAAGGCUUAUUUUUCUUUAUACUUCUGAUAACUUGUUUUGCAUAUGACCAGCACUGACUGAAAGGCAUGUGUACCUGCAAACACUGUUGCUUUUUUUGUGAAAUGAAAAUAAAAGUAUUUAAAUAUAAA